Molecule: messenger RNA, 3094 nt
Organism: Daldinia caldariorum
Lineage: Eukaryota; Fungi; Ascomycota; Sordariomycetes; Xylariales; Hypoxylaceae
Product: DUF21-domain-containing protein
Exons: 3
Coding region: 607-2688 (693 amino acids)
Biological process (GO): magnesium ion homeostasis
Cellular component (GO): intracellular membrane-bounded organelle
Source: RefSeq, a predicted model, not a curated record
CCUAACCUUUAACACCUUACCUUACAUAGGGGAUUACCUAGCUAAAGCCAGUCAAGGGUAGCUGCAGGCUGCAGCUCACCUUUCUAUCUACCUACCCACUACCUCAUGUAAAGGUAAGGAUCAGACGAAGGUCGUUCCCGUGUUAGCCGUGCCAAUACUACUAAUUGCGACCGGAUAUUCUUUCCCCCCACAUAAGCUUGUCUUAUCGAGGUUACUCUCAUCAUCAAUUGGUCUAAGCUUCGUCAUCGGGGCUCAGAUUCCAAUUUCCUAUCCAUUCAAUACAAACCCGUCGCGGUGCAACCCAUUUUUCUUCCAUCUUUUUUUUUUUUCGUCUUUUUCUUCUUCUUCUUCGUUAAUUACCUAAUUCACCGUUACGAGCCCCCCAUGGAUUGGAUGGUCCUUUGACCGUAGUCGUCACCUAGGUAAAUCUUUACCCUUUCAUUGACCUUCCAAGACGGGCGAAUCCAAUUAGGAUUAUCAACUUUCUUGUUCGGUCGACGCGACGUACGAGAUCAGUCGGAACAUCCACCCGUCUCAAAAGUCAACAUUUUCUAUCCCUAAUAUCUUAUCAAUCGAUUCUCCCUUUCGGCGAGAAUAACCGCAAGAAUGGGGAACGACGGCAUCCUUCGCGCUCGUACGAUUAUCCUUAGCUUAGUUAGAGCUAUCUUCCUUUCGGUCGGCUUAACGUUUGCGAUUCCAACGAAUUACCAUACUCUUGAACAUGCUCCCGAAGAAACCGAAGAAGGCUCCCUUUGGGUGCUUUAUGUGGCAUCCAUGAUCCUUGUGCUUUCAGGGGGUGCUUUUGCUGGUUUGACGAUAGCACUCAUGGGUCAGGAUGAGAUCUACCUCCAAGUAAUAUCCUUAGAUCCUGAGGAGCCUCAACGAAAGAACGCGAGACGCGUCUAUGAUCUUUUAAAGAAAGGCAAGCAUUGGGUCUUGGUAACGUUAUUAUUGUCUAAUGUUAUUGUCAAUGAAACCCUCCCUGUUGUGCUAGAUAGAUGCUUUGGCGGUGGUGUUGCGGCUGUCGUUGGAAGUACUAUCCUAAUCGUGAUCUUUGGUGAGAUCUUACCGCAGUCCGUCUGUGUUCGCUACGGUCUACAGAUUGGCGGAUAUAUGUCUAAACCCGUGCUCCUAAUGAUGUACCUUCUCGCUCCCGUCGCAUGGCCAACGGCGAAGCUUCUUGACUGGCUACUAGGCGAAGAUCAUGGAACCGUAUACAAGAAGAGUGGGUUGAAGACGUUAGUCACGCUUCACAAAUCUCUAGGUGAAGUUGAUGAACGUCUAAAUCAGGACGAAGUUACCAUCAUUAGUGCUGUUCUAGAUCUAAAGCGCAAACCUGUAGAGGAAGUUAUGACGCCAAUGGAAGAUGUAUUUACUAUGUCUGAGGAUACCGUGUUAGACGAAAAGACUAUCGAUCAAAUUCUCGAUGCCGGCUAUUCUCGAAUCCCCAUCCAUCAAACUGGAAACCCAACAAACUUUGUUGGUAUGCUUCUGGUCAAAAUCCUCAUUACUUAUGAUCCCGAGGACUGUAAACGAGUCAAAGACUUCGCUCUUGCAGCUCUUCCCGAGACCCGACCUGAGACUAGCUGUCUUGAUAUAAUCAACUUUUUCCAGGAAGGAAAAUCUCACAUGGUACUUAUAUCGGAGUCUCCAGGUGAUGACCAUGGCGCUCUAGGUGUGGUAACACUUGAAGACGUUAUAGAGGAGCUUAUUGGAGAGGAAAUUAUCGACGAGUCGGAUGUAUAUGUUGAUGUGCAUAAAGCUAUCCGUAGAUCUCAUCCCGCCCCCAAAGCUCGAGCUUUGCGGAGGGAACUUAUGGCUAAGGACCUUGAGAUCAGGAAUAACACGCUCAUCGACAUAGAGGAAGAUAGACAAGGGCCUCAGGCUAAACGGGGUACGUCAGUUAGCAGCAGGACAGACGCUUCUGCUCUCGGUUCGAGUCCAAAGAUGACAACCUUACUGAUGCGACGACGUUCGGCUGGCCAAGAUGGACAACUAAUUCACACCAUGGUACCAGUUAAAGCCAACUUCGAAGAAAUGAGGGAUCAUCUAAAACAUCUCGGCCCGUCUAAUCCUGCGUCGAAUCCUAAGAGCACGAGAGUCUCAGCAGUUAAAAUCAAGCCCGGCUCAGCAGCGGCUUUGGGCGCUCAGCAGCAUUCAAGUUCCAUUACGGCGGACGAUGUUGCAGAAGAUCUAGUCACGGUUGUAGAUGAACGCACAAGUCUACUAGGAUCUCAACCGAAAGCAAAGGAUGGCAUACAAGCUCUCCAGCAGAGUUACACCAAAUCACCUUCGAACCACCCAACCGAGAUUGUAACCAGUUUCGAAGGCGAGAGUUCCGAGCAGGUGACUAAAGGUACACAGACCAAGCUCAGCGUUGUACCUGAGAGUGAUACCUCGCCCACACAAGAAUCCACGACAGAAAGUAUAGAUAGUGCCCAUGACCUCAUCGGACGAAGAAGGCGUCACGUGCGUAGCGGCAGCAUUACCGAAAAUAUAGUCGAAUCCGGCGGUAUCCGCAAAGUCAUUCUUGAGGCUAACGAUACAUCGUCAGGCGACGAUGGACACAUAGCAAUAAUACCUAUACCCUCCGAUGAAGAUGGAACGUCUUCGACCGCUACUCCAGCCACGAAAAACAAUAAGGGGAAAAAGAAAAACCGUCGUAAGAAUAGGAAUGGAGGAAAGUAAGAAGCAUUAUUCCAGCGUGGGGAAAUACGACCAAAUAUUAUUCCAGUAUGACAGCGAUCGUGCAGCAUUGCAUGAUGGUAUAAUUGUCUACCUAGGUAGGGUAAGACUAUCUGUAGAGCAUAUAUUGGUUUAGUUUUAAGACCAAAAUUUCAGGAAUCAGGUCCCUAUAGCAUCUACCCUUCAGCCUAGGUAGUCUGUGUAAUAGCAUCUCGGACUGUUAGUUAGCAUCAACUAUGUAACAUUAUUGCAAUAAAUCGUAAUCUAUAAAAAAAAAUGAGUUCCGUAAGUCGAAGAGACGCCUAAUAUUGCUGUUACUUGAGUAAUGGUAUAGAGUUUAAAAAGAGCCUCGGACCUAAGUACAUGCGUUACAUGUGUUACCUGAUCGCAACCGCAUACACAUAUACAC